Molecule: messenger RNA, 1642 nt
Organism: Daphnia pulex (common water flea)
Lineage: Eukaryota; Metazoa; Arthropoda; Branchiopoda; Diplostraca; Daphniidae
Product: UDP-GlcNAc:betaGal beta-1,3-N-acetylglucosaminyltransferase 7-like
Exons: 2
Coding region: 246-1574 (442 amino acids)
Cellular component (GO): membrane
Molecular function (GO): hexosyltransferase activity
Source: RefSeq, a predicted model, not a curated record
CGUUACAACUAGCGGCGAGUGUAUGGACUCAAUAAUGUUUAUCGCCGCAACUGCGAUGUGAACAUUGACUUCACGGAAGUAUGGUUUUCUGGUGGUACAUGGUACGUCCAAAUAAUUAACCUGAUGGUCCUUAAAUUAUCGUAUUGGACUCUUCUUAGCUUCUACGUAUUUUUUUUCCGAGACUGGUUUGGGACACAUUGGCCAGUAUGUUUUGGAGCAAGAACGAGAAAGCGUGAGUUUAGAAAAUGCUGUGCAAGUUCAAAAACAUCUGUGUUAAAUAUUUGAAUUUCAUCAUUUUCAAGUGGUUAAAGGCUCAGUUUUUAUUUGGCAAAGUGCUGUUACUGGCCAUCAGUAGUGCUACUUAUAUCAUCUAUUUCGCUCAGCCAACGACUAAAAUAUUUAUUGAUCACGUUGUUGAGACUAGAACUGAAACCCUUUUGCCGUCUAGUAAAGUGCCAGAAGAAGCAAUAAAUAUUUUUACUCACGAAAAACUUUUCAUGGGAGACAACAUCAGUCCUAAUGGUCGAGAUGAAAUCGCUACUAACAUAUUAGAAAUUGAAAAAAAUAAUUUGCCACAAACAAAGGAAUCGUUGAUGAAACAGUUGCAAUUGUUGAAGAAAGAAAGAAGACUUGAUAAAGCUCGCAUCGAUACUCUGAGCAAAAAUUUUGAGAAGCAGAAGACAAUUUUCGAAGCUAACAUAACGGUGAAUCAAGAGUUUUUCAAGUAUGCUUCUCUUGUUUUGCGCAAUAUUUCUUAUCCCGGAGUAGAAAAUUAUACGCGAUAUGCAGUGGCUCGCUUAGGACUGCUGCCUUUGAUUUAUGUGGAACCAUUGAAACCGGAAUUCGGUCCGGUGAUCAACGACGUCCUUUCUUUCCAAUACCCCAUAACCAUCGGCCCGUGUCGUCUGGACGUUAUUACAGUCGAUCAAAAGGUUUUCGUAGCGGUCGUGUCAGCCCCUGGCAAUUUCGGAAAGCGAAAAAUCAUUCGACAAACAUGGAAAAUUCAUUUAAAAGCUGAGUAUGAAAAAGGUUUGUUGGGUAUUGUCGGCUUUGGUUUCAUGUUGGGAUUGACGACGAGUGAUGUGAUGCAAGCUCAAAUCGAGGAAGAGAGCAAGAUGUAUGGCGACAUCAUUCAGAUUGGAGUGUCUGAUUUCUACAGAAAUUUGUCGCUGAAAGUGGCCGGUAUCUUCAACUGGCUGUACAGAAACUGCAACAAAGUCGAUUUCAUUUUCAAGAUAGACGACGACGUCUACGUAAAUGCGCGUAAUCUAGCUCAUUUCGUCCAGCAGUCGCAUCAUCAAUCAAAUCCAAGGAUGUUUGGUUUGCCAUCUGAAUAUCUCUCUCCUAACAGAGAUGGAAAAUGGGGCAUCACGUACGAGGAAUGGCCAUGGAGUCACUAUCCGACAUAUUACCUUGGUCCAGCUGUUUUGAUAACCGGAAGUGCCAUCCAUUCAUUAUUGGCUGCUUUUCAAACGACGCCCAUGAUGCCUUUCGAGGACGUCUAUUACACUGGUAUAUGCAGAGAAAAAGCUAGCAUCAAACUUCAUUUUUUCUCCAAAUCGUCUAAUUGGUAAGUGUUUUUGUCUUUUCGUGCAAUUUAUGGGCAUUUAGAAAUUAUGUUAUUAACCCUCGUAUUUUGACU